Messenger RNA from Drosophila teissieri, 5540 nucleotides. Its product is annotated as protein Skeletor, isoforms B/C. The transcript is spliced from 14 exons. The coding region runs from base 1156 to 3402 and encodes 748 amino acids. NCBI's taxonomy places the organism in Eukaryota, Metazoa, Arthropoda, Insecta, Diptera, Drosophilidae. The record is from RefSeq and is a predicted model, not a curated record.
CUCAGCUCAACCACUUUGAAUUUAACGGUCGCAGAGUGCGCCACCUGGGCGGCAGUGUUUGAAAAUAAAAUUUCAAAAUGAUAUUGAAUCCGCUAUUGCUGAAUUUUUGGUCAUUUAGGAUAAGAUAUUUAAAGGAAAUGCACCGAAUGGUAUCUUACGGGAACGCGAGUGCAGCCACACCAAAAGCGAAUUCCGUUGCUCCCGCUGCGGUCACACUAAGUCUGAAGCUCGAUUCGCCCCGACGCGCGUAACGCUUUUUUCCCGCAUCACUUUCCUCCACUUUGGCGCUGAAAAAAUCUGCACAACAAAAAAGGAUGCACCAAACCGAAUUUGCAACCAACUGCACCUAAGCCGGAUACCGAAAUCAACUAUUAUUUUACCGAUCCACGUUUAGCAUCCAUGUAGAAACGAAUAAAAAAUUAGUGCGCGAACUAAAAUCCCGUUAAAACGAGAAUGGGCCUAGCCCAAAAUAAAACUUUUUCGUUUAAUUUUCAACGUUUAUUUAACACAAUCAAUUAAAACAUAACCAAAACACAAGAUUUACUUUAAGUAAAUUGCGUUCAAGCCCGACUACAAUAAAUAUAAAUGUGAAAAUUGUGCAAUAAUUAGAGAAAUUUCUAAAAGAAGUUCUUAAGUGCGUUAUUCGUAAAUUGCAUUAUUGCGAAUGCAAAAAGCAAAUGUUAUGUAACUUAAAGUUACAAGCUAAAACAUACAAAAAGUAAACCGCAAACAAAUAACCAACUAAAUCGCAGUACAUACAGAUAAAUGUAUAUAUAUAGCGAAGGCAUGUGUGUAUAUAAAGGAGUUUGAGACCUCGAAACAAGGACUUCGCCAAGGACUACGGAUUACACUUUGCCGCCAAGUUCUUUGGUUGGCUUGAAGGAAACCCACCAAAAAUUAAGAAAACCUAAUCUGAAACAAAGUCGAAGCGCGGAACUCCGAACGCCCACCUGAGCACCACCCCCCCGCCCGGAAGCACCUGUGCCCGGAAAACCAGAACCCCGGGCAUUCGCACCCACGCACGCAAGCGCAGGAUUCUGGGAACCGUCGAAAGCAACCAAAAGUUCGACAGGAGUGGACAAAAUUUCGGGAGCUAACGAAAUUACUUUUGCUUUGAUUCCGCCUUUUGUUUCAAUCGCCAUCGCCCAGCCGAAAAUGUGGAGGGAAGCGAGCAGGUUGGUCAGGGAAACCACCUCGUGGAAAACGCGUCGUCAGGGACAAGCGGAAGCCCCAUCAGCAGCAGUAGCAACAAUAAAACCAUCGACCAGGAGGAGCACGCCGACCGCACGAGGAUUACCCAUCAUCUUCACAUGGUCGCAGCUCGCUGUUGUUGCUGCUGUUGCAGUGCUCCUGCAAUGCCACGUCUGUCAAGCCGCCGGAAGAGCUCCACCAGAACCCUACUACGGUCGCUAUAUCGGAGACUUUACCAACUUUGCUCAUGGCAUCAAGGGUCAAAUCUACGCGGUGGACGAGUCGACGCUGUUCGUCAAAUCCUUCGCCUACGACGGCACCGGACCGGACGCCUUCUUCUGGGUGGGCAAGACGGCACGGCCCAGUCCCGAGGGCUACAUCAUUCCCUAUCCGGAGGAGUACACGGGCAUGGAUCCCCCCAUUCUGCAGGCGCACAACCGAACGGACAUCAUACUGCGCUUACCCAUGGGCAAAAGGAUUAAGGACAUUCGAUGGCUGUCAGUGUGGUGCAGACGCUUCACGGUUGAUUUUGGAGAGGUGUUCAUACCACCCAACCUGGAUGUGCCCAAGCCACGGGUAUUGCCCGAGUUUAAGCGACUGGCCCACGGCCUACGUUCCAGCAACAUCAGUGUGCUGGAUGCCAAGACGUUCUACAUACCCAACCUGCACUACGACGGAGCUGGACCUGAUGCCUACUUCUGGGUGGGCAAUGGCAGCGAACCAAACAUCAUGGGCAUAAAGGUUCCCAAUGAGAGUGGUUCGCUGGAACCCUUGCGCGGCUAUCAGGGCGAGGACAUUGAGAUCCAACUGCCGGGAAGUCUGACCGUUUACGACAUCGAUUGGCUGGCUGUGUGGUGCGUGGAGUACAGGCACAACUUCGGACAUGUCUAUAUACCACGGGAUCUGGAUGUUCCACCAGCCUUGGGACAAACCAAAAUCACGACCACGACCACUCCGCGUCCAGUGUACAGCAACUGUCGCGAGAUCCUGCCGAAUAAGCUUCAGGUAAAGUGGGAGCUCCAGGGCGAGUACCUGCAGGUGGAACUCUUCGGCCGCAUCACCGAGGAUCAGUACAUGGCCUUUGGGCUGUCCGGAGCGAAUGGUCGAGCCCAGAUGUCCCAGUCCGAUGUGGUGGUGGCCUUCUACGACACCACGACCCGCGUGUUCCGGGCAGAAGAUUACUUUAUCUCGGACUUGUCCCAAUGCGAUGGCCAGCGCGGUGCUUGUCCCGACGAGAGAAUCGGAGGACGCAAUGAUGUGAUUGUGUUGAGCGGUGAUAGGAAGAAUGGUGUUACUAGCAUCCGCUAUAAGCGCCUGCUGCAACCCAAUGAUGCCAUCUACGAUGCCCCGAUACCCACUGAUCGCGAUGUGUCGGUCAUUGCCGCCAUUGGACCACUUAACUCCCGCAAGGAGGCCAAUGCCCACUCGCACACCGCCAGUGAUCACAACCAAGACGACAUUCGCAUCAACUUCUCGGCGAGGAACGAUCAUGCCUGCAAGAGUUCACUGUACGAUGUGAAGGACGAGAGUGGACCCAGGCCAUGGCCCACGCGCAAGAUCGAAGGUGUCAGGAAGUUCCGUGCCAGCAUUGGACCCACGGGCGGCAAACGCGGAUAUACCUCCAUUACGGGGGUGCCAUCGUGGGGCAUUGCCUGGUAUGUGAACGAUCUGCUGAUCCCUGAAAUCACUGUGGAACGUGGCCUGACCUACGAGUUCAUCAUCGAGGGCGGCAAUGAUCCUGGUCAACCAGCUAGAUAUCAUCCGUUCUACAUCACGGACUCGCCCGAGGGUGGACUGGGUCAGAAGAUGGGUCUGGAAGCGCGCAAACAGAAGGCCUAUGCUGGUGUGGAAUACGACGAGGAUGGCAAUGCUAUUCCAACAGGAGCUGGUCGUUAUUGCGAAUGGGAGCACCAAACCAUUGAUAAGUCUGCGGAAAUUGAGACCUUCGAGGAGUACAUGAAAACCUUGGUGUUUAAGUGCGAGGAUGGUGAACCAGGUUAUCUUAACUGGACGGUGCCCACAAAUGCUCCCGAUGAGCUUUACUAUCAGUGCUUUACACAUAACAAUCUUGGCUGGAAAAUAAACGUCGUGGACAUGGGCUCCUCCGGUGGAUCCAAAGUCAGCAGUCACCAGUUUAUUUUAUACGGAAUUUUCACAGUAUUUAGCCUGGUCGCGACACGCCUUCCCUUUUUUGGACACGUACUUGCCUGAUAGUGCCAGUAUAUGGUUUAAAUUCUAGAUGUCUAGACAGAAUCUUCGACAGAUGAGGUCCUGUGAUCUGAAUCCUGAUCUUUGCAUAUCCAUUAAAAUUACACCAUAUCCCGCCCAAAAUUUACAGCAUAUCCAAGUUCCAACUUCUCGAUACGAAUUUAUAUUUUUUCACACUAAGACGGUCGGGAAACUCAUCUGUCGAGGAUUUUUGGCCACUUGGCGACUUUCACAACCAGGCUAAUAUCAUCUGAAAAACAUAUCUUGACAAUAAUUCGUAAGAUGUAAAACUGUUGAAAUUGUGUGUGCAUGCGUGAGGGCCCACUGUACUGCACUGUACUGUACAGUGGGCGUAGAAUGGGUGUUGAGCCACGGCCGGAACUUGAUCGGUUGUUGGCAGUAGAUUUUUGUGGCUAGGCAGCGCGAACUUUUUGUACAUUUACGAGUAUGGAAUUCUACUUUUUUACAUGUAUACUUAUUAAAUUUACUUAUACAUCUACAUCUCUAGUACAGUAAAAAUUGUAAUUUUUCUAGCAACUACUACGAAACCUACAAAGGCAUGUAGAUACCAGAAUCAUGUUUAAUAUGCGGUUCUAUAAAAACGUAAGCCGACAAUAAUAACGCGACACUGCGACAAUAAAUAAAUGAUAUUGAGUGUGUGUUCAAACGACACACAUCAAAUAUCGAACAAAUUAAUGAUUUGGGCUGCAACUGAAGCUCAAUGACAUUGUACAAUAAGAAUUAUAUGGAUAUAGGAAGGGCAAAAAGGGAAGAAAUCGAUGCAAUUUGUAUGACAAUAAAAUCUACACAAUUGUGAAUUUUGAAAAAGUUUCGCAGACAAUACAAUACUUUUACACAAUUCGAAUGUACUAAGAAACUAAUGACAAAUAAGAAAACUAUGUUAUUUAAUGCUACUGACUACUGUGGUGCUUCUUGUAACGAUAUUAGAUGAAAUGUAUGUAAAUCAAACGCCACGUUUAGAAUGGAAUACAAGAUACCCCUUUGGACGGUAUGGAGUUUUUGUUAUCAAAUGGUUUUCUUGUAACUUUUUUAACUAUAUUUGCAUAAUUGGUGUUUUUAUAUAAGCAUGAUAUAUAUAUAUUCGUAUAUGUUUACAAUAAGCGAUAUGUUUAUAAUGGUAACUGAAGCAGAAAGACCCACAACUAAGAUGUGCGACAAUAAAAAGUGGACAAAUAAAUAAGCUAGGUACUUCAGUAAUAUUUGGCAAGAUAUUGAAUAUGUAACAUUAUAACUGAUAAAUACGCAUGAACGGCGAAUCUUUUUGAUAGUUGUUUGCAUUCAUUUUGGAUUUUGGACAAUUCAGAAUGAACUGUAUAGCCAGAAUAAAGAAGAUCGACAUUAAAUGAGCUAAUUUACAUAAAAGAACAAACUUUUCCUAAGAAUAUAAAUGUAUAAAAAGCUAUUGGACACUAAAGUUUGUUAAGUUUAUGUUGUUUUUGCUGUCCUUUGUUUCCUUUCCCUAUAUAAGUUUUCAUAUUAAUGGUCACUAUGCUGUAGUAAUGUACAUUAUCGGAAAAAAGAUACAGAAAAGUGUAAAGAUUCAUUAACUACAACAAUGGAGAGUUUUGAUAUUGACAUUUGAAAUGGUCUGGAGCAGGUUUAUAAGUCAAAUUGAUUUUUGUAUAGUUAUUGCAGCUAAGCGCACAAAAGUCCAGAUAAAAUGAAAAUGAUAAGCGAAUCAAACAAUUUAUAAAUUAACACUCACCUUUAUAUUCAAUUGAUAUACAUAUACAUAAAUACAUAUAUACAUUAAACAAAUGGCAAGAAUAUGACUUUCAAAGAAUAUCCCAGAAUAUAAAAAUUUCCAUGUCGAUUAUAACUUAACAUCUCGUACUUAGAUAGCAACAUUUUUCUGCAUUACCUAACGAAGAACUUUCAUUAAAAAUAAAAAUCGAAAUCUCCAAUUUAAUAAAUAGAUAUGUAUGCAUGAGUCACAAGCUAAGAGGGUGAGGAGCAAACUAAUCCAUUUUUAAAUGUUAAUAUACAGACCGCAUUAGAGAACCGGCAAAAAUCCCAAUUGACGAUUGCUUGCCAUGACAAAUGGCCAGUUCAAGUAAAUGGUAGAGAAUUAAAAGAAUGAUGUCAAUAAUAAGAAGCUUCACCUGAAGAUAAAUCAAAGG